This is a messenger RNA of Entamoeba invadens IP1, 546 nucleotides long. Its product is annotated as 60S ribosomal protein L24, putative. NCBI's taxonomy places the organism in Eukaryota, Evosea, Mastigamoebida, Endamoebidae. Gene Ontology annotation, molecular function: structural constituent of ribosome. Gene Ontology annotation, cellular component: ribosome; nucleolus. The transcript has a single exon. The coding region runs from base 1 to 546 and encodes 181 amino acids. Gene Ontology annotation, biological process: translation; ribosomal large subunit biogenesis. The record is from RefSeq and is a predicted model, not a curated record.
AUGAGAAUCCAGAAGUGUUACUUCUGUGGUGGAAGUAUAUACCCAGGACAUGGGAUGAUGUUUGUCCGUAAUGACGGGUGCUGCUUCUGGUUUUGUAGGUCGAAGUGCCAUAAGAGUUUCAAGAUGAAACGUAACCCACGUAAGUUCAAAUGGGCGCAGGCAUACAGAAUGACAACGGGUCGUGAGAUGACCGUCGACAAGACACUCGACUUUGAAAUGAAGAGAAACCGCCCAGUCAGAUAUAACAGAGAGUUGUACGCCAAGACUAUCACGGCAAUGAAACGUAUCGAACAAAUUAGACAGAGAAGAAGACUCACUCAUUAUAUCGAACGUAUCAGACCUGGCAAACAACAAGAAAUUAGACAGAAGAUCAAACAUAUCAACAAAAACAUCGACUCGUUGCCAUUGUUGAAAUUAAGAGCUACAAAGUCGAGUGUCCCAAUUUAUAACCAACACUUGAAACGACGCGCAAUUUUGAAGAAGGCCAACGAAACUCAGCAGAAGGUUACUGAUAAGAUGGAGACUGAGGAAAUCGAUAAAGUUUGA